UUUCUGUUUCUUGCUGGAGACUAUUGAAUUCUAGCUCAAUUGUCUUGGUAGCUUUGAAGCUUUUUUGUCUUCGGCAUUUUGAAUUGUAAUUCAUUGUUUGGUUGCCUAGAAACUGGAGGGAAAUUUUGACACUGUUGUUUUUGUUCUCUUGGGACUAAUUUUGAAAAGUGUGGAGGGACUCGGACUUAAUUAUGUUGAGUCCUCUUCGACUUUCUGAGCAACCAAACAACAAAAGGAGUCUUUGAAUUUUCGUUCCAUUUUUCGUUUCCUUCGUUUUUACGGAAGCAAUCAUGGCAUAAUGUGAAAAAUGGAAAGAAAUCAAAGACUCCUUUCUCAGAAAUCGGUUUGAUACGCCACACGCUUCAUGUGCACACCCGUACGCGUCAUUCGUGUGCUCUCUUCCUUUAUAAGUGUGCUCUCUUCCUUUAUAAAAACCACUCGAAUUAACACCAUUCCGCUCCGUCUUUCUGUCGCUUUCUCAGGAAAAUCAACAGUCCGAAAAAAAAAAAAGGAAAACAUGAUCGGACCGACCUUCGUCGACGAGAUAGACUGCGGUAGUUUCUUUGACCACAUCGACGACCUCCUCGACUUUCCUACCGAGGACGACGAGUGCGGGCUGCCUCCUGCGGACUCCAACUCAUUCCCAAGCAUCUGGUCCACUCAAUCCGAGCCGAUUCCGUGUUCCGAAUCGGUGUUCUCUAACAACAGCAGCUCCGACCUCUCCGUCGAGCUCUCUGUUCCGUAUGAAGACAUUGUGCAACUGGAAUGGAUUUCAAACUUUGUUGAGGAUUCUUUUUCCGGAGGAAGCCUCACAAUGAACAAGGACUCUUCCCAUCAACAAUUCCAGAGUUCUAGUCCAGUUUCUGUCCUGGAAAGCAGCAGCUCCUGCUCAGGAGAAAAGACCGCGCCACGCAGCCCUGAAACUGUUGUCACUGGAAAAUGUGGACGUGUUCGUAGCAAGCGUCCUCGCCCUGCAACCUUCAAUCCCCGCCCAGCAAUUCAAUUCAUAUCACCUACUUCCUCAACUAAGUCUAAGGCCCCAUCCGAUUCCGCUGAGUCUAUACUUUUGAUCAAGAUACCAAAGCAUGCUCUCUCUGGCGAACGUAAGAAGAAAAAGAAAAUCAAAUUGUCCCUCCCUGCUGCUCCUACUGAGGCGAACCAGAACCUGCCAUCGCAAGCAGUUAGGAAGUGCAUGCAUUGUGAGAUAACCAAGACUCCACAAUGGAGGGCAGGGCCCUUGGGGCCAAAGACCCUUUGCAAUGCUUGUGGUGUUCGGCAUAAGUCGGGAAGGCUCUUCCCUGAAUACCGUCCAGCAGCAAGUCCAACAUUUGUUCCAUCCUUGCAUUCCAAUUCCCAUAAGAAGGUUCUUGAGAUGAGAAGCAAGGGUGACAGUGACGUUGCUGGGACUGCAUCAAAGAUGGAAAAUUUUCACUCCUGUUUUGAUUCCCAAUGAUGCAUUGGAUUACAUGCGAGGGGGGAUGCAACGCCCUAUAUCCUCUCUCGCGCGCUUAUGUUAUUUAUUUAUGGUUAUUUCAUUUCUUUGUUCAUUGGGUUCUGUACAGGGAAGGGAAGGGAAGGAAUGGGGGAAAUAUAAGCUUUAGAUGACCAUAUUUUUAGAUAGUAGAAAAAGGGUUUUAAUUAGAGACCUGAAAGAGUUUAGAGAGAAUGGAGGGUUAAGGGUUAGUGCAGUUUUAGGUUUGGUAAUGAGUAGGUUUUGAAGCUUUUUAGGUGUUGGAGUCUGUUGUAUUCUUUCUGGGUUCUUUUCUUCUUUGUUUGCAGUCUCAUUUGUUAGUAGAAAUCCUGAAAUGCGUAAUGAAAUUAAGAAUUAUGAUUCAUUAACA
Molecule: messenger RNA, 1841 nt
Organism: Tripterygium wilfordii
Lineage: Eukaryota; Viridiplantae; Streptophyta; Magnoliopsida; Celastrales; Celastraceae
Product: GATA transcription factor 8-like
Exons: 2
Coding region: 365-1453 (362 amino acids)
Biological process (GO): positive regulation of DNA-templated transcription
Cellular component (GO): nucleus
Molecular function (GO): sequence-specific DNA binding; zinc ion binding
Source: RefSeq, a predicted model, not a curated record